CAGCAGUAACCAACAUUUCUCCUGUUUCACUGUGAUGACAAAGUCUGUGGUUGCGACCCUCAGGGUGGCGCUGGUGGUAGCGGUGGCGGCGAUGAUGGCUGCGCACGCAGAUCCGGAGCCCAGCUAUGGCGGCCACGGUGUCUCUCGCUAUGGCCACGGCGGCCACGCAGGCCAUGGAGGAUACAGCAUGCAUGGUAGUGGAAACAGAGGUAUCGUUCACCACGGUGGCUAUAGGAGAUAUGGUUACGGCGGCCACGGUGGCUAUGGAAGCCAUGGUGGUUAUGGCAGCCAUGGUAGCUAUAAUGGUUAUGGCGGCCAUGGUGGCUAUGGAAGUCAUGGUGGUUAUGGCAGCCAUGGUAGCUAUAAUGGUUAUGGCAGCCAUGGUGGCUAUGGAAGCCUUGGUGGUUAUGGCAGCCAUGGUAGCUAUAAUGGUCACAGAGGCCAUGGUGGCUAUGGAGGCUAUGGUAACUACAGAGGCCACAGUGGUCACAGUUACAGUGGUCAUGGUGGCUAUGAUGGUCACAGCGGCCAUGGUGGUCACGUCAACUAUGGUAACGUCAUCUCUGGUAACUACAGAGGCCAUGGUAGCCACAGUGGAUAUCGUGGUUACACUGGCCACGGUGGUUACAGCAGCAAUGGCAAUUAUAGAGGUCAUGGUGGAUACAGUAGCCAUAGUAGCUACAGAGGAUACAGUGGUCACAGCGGCCAUGUUGGCUACAAUGGCGGAAGCAGUGGAGGCCACGGCUAUGGGUACGAAGGGUUACCCCACGGCCACGGCAAUUACCGCUACGGGUCCUAUGGCUACUGAGGCGAUGUUUUGGCCAGGAGUGUCCCGCGGCGAGGAAAGAGGAGGGCAGCGGGGCGGCGAUCUCUGCGGCAGCGCCUGCGACACAGCCCGCCUCAGCCUAUCCUGAUCCCACUCACGACAACCCUAUGUAAACCAUACUCUAUAUUUAUUUCCCCAAAUGUAUGCUUUUUG
This is a messenger RNA of Scylla paramamosain (green mud crab), 979 nucleotides long. RefSeq lists its product as uncharacterized. Lineage: Eukaryota; Metazoa; Arthropoda; Malacostraca; Decapoda; Portunidae. The transcript has 3 exons. Bases 126 to 914 code for a protein of 262 amino acids. The record is from RefSeq and is a predicted model, not a curated record.